CCCCGUUCAUUGUCCCGACAAGAGAAGCUAAAGCAAGAUGGACUCGGAAAAACAGUCAAUCGGCCGCAGAUUGAUAGUCUUGAUUUUCGGAGAUGAAGCCAAGAGCAAGGAAGAGCGCUGGCUUGUCCAGAAACUCGACUUCUUUAUUCUAACAUAUUGUUGCUUCAGCUUUUUCUUCAACUAUCUGGAUCGUUCGGCAUUCGCCAACGCCUAUGUUGCUGGUCUUCAAGAGGCACUUGAUCUUGCCGGAACGGACUACAAUGUGCUUCUAUCCAUGACAACUGCUGGUUAUACCAUCGGCCAGAUUCCUCAUAGCAUUGCUAUCCAAGCCAUUGCUCCUCGGAUUUAUUUUCCCACCAUGGUCAUCAUCUGGGCUGGACUUACCAUGUGCAGCGCCGCCUGCAAAACUUAUGGACAGCUGUGCGCAGUGCGUUUCCUGAUGGGCCUCAUCGAAGCCAGCACGUACUGCGGCACUCUUUACGUUAUUGGUUCCUGGUAUAAACCCAGGGAAAUCGCAAAACGUACCGCUAUUUUUACUGCAUCGGGCCAAGCUGGGUCUAUGUUUGCGGGUGUCAUGAUGACCGCCAUCUACAAGGGGAUGAAUGGAUACGCUCAUUUGGCCGGCUGGCAAUGGGUCUUCCUCAUCGACGGCAUCAUCACCCUUCCUAUCGCUAUCAUGGGCUACCUAUACUUCCCAGACAUUCCAGAAAACACCAAAGCAUCAUUCCUUAGCGAAUCUGAGAAAAGGCUAGCUCUAGCAAGGCUCCCGCCGAAGCGAGAAGACGGACACAAUAUCAACCCGUGGUCUCUCAUGAAGCGAACCUUUACGUCUCCGACCAUAUACAUUUUGUGCUCCUUCUCCGUGGUCUGUGGAGCUCUCGAGGCAUUCUGUGUCCAAGGCUGUUUCUUGCUCUGGAUGAAGUACCAAAGCAAGUACUUCACACAGGCCCAGAUCAACACAUACCCUCUUGGUAUUCAAGCAGUGGGCAUUGUUUCAAAUCUCAUGGCUGCCGUCUACAUUGACAACACUGGCCGCCGCGUGCCAAUGGGAAUACUUGCCUGUGGCUUGCAGCUUAUCACAUCAAUUAUUCUGCUUGUGCCAAACGUUUCGUUUGCUGCCACCUUCUUUGCAUUCUACAACGCUGGAACAUCUUACAUCAUUAAUCCCCUCCUUUUCGGCUGGGCGAACAUCAUCUGCCAACGUGGCGGUGAUGACGCGCUUCGUGCUGUCAACCUUGCCGCCAUGAAUGCAGCCAGCCAGAUUCUCUACACGUUCUGGGGAAUUGUGCUGUACCCUGCCUCAGAUGUACCGUACUGGCGAAAGGGUGCUAUUGCAAUGAUUUGCAUUAUCGUUGCGUUACUGAGCAUGCUCUGGGCCAUGCAUUGGCUCGACAAGCACACCGCAGCCAAGCAUCCUGAUGUUAUUGACUCUUCAGUGUCUUUAAGUGAGAUCAAGGAUGACAUUACAGUCAAGGAGAAGGAGAAGGAUCUCAUCAAGAGCGGUGCUGCGGCGGACGCCAUGGGCAUUUCCCUUCCUGCUUGAUAAUUGCGACCUCCCAUAAUACCUGAUGUUUCCGCAGGUCGCCUCCGAAGCGUGCCAAGAAUGAACUGGUUUAUCUGGUUAUGAAAAUAAUAGCAAUUCAAUACUCUGG
Messenger RNA from Cryphonectria parasitica EP155, 1652 nucleotides. RefSeq names its product MFS general substrate transporter. Gene Ontology annotation, biological process: pantothenate import across plasma membrane. NCBI's taxonomy places the organism in Eukaryota, Fungi, Ascomycota, Sordariomycetes, Diaporthales, Cryphonectriaceae. The record is from RefSeq and is a predicted model, not a curated record. Gene Ontology annotation, cellular component: plasma membrane. Gene Ontology annotation, molecular function: pantothenate transmembrane transporter activity. Bases 38 to 1543 code for a protein of 501 amino acids. The transcript is spliced from 12 exons.